Molecule: messenger RNA, 2396 nt
Organism: Corythoichthys intestinalis (scribbled pipefish)
Lineage: Eukaryota; Metazoa; Chordata; Actinopteri; Syngnathiformes; Syngnathidae
Product: synembryn-A
Exons: 13
Coding region: 274-2259 (661 amino acids)
Biological process (GO): G protein-coupled receptor signaling pathway
Cellular component (GO): cytoplasm; plasma membrane
Molecular function (GO): guanyl-nucleotide exchange factor activity; G-protein alpha-subunit binding
Source: RefSeq, a predicted model, not a curated record
CCCAGUUUAUCGAUACUCUACGUAUAUUGUGUCGAAUAAUUGGACUGUGCUUUUUUUUUAUUUUUAUUUUUUAUUUAAACAAGAGGCUGGUAAGAUUCAACUAAUUAUCACUACAACAAAAGACAGCAAAUGUAUCCCCUCCUGUUUAGGUCUGCUUUUUAAUUGUCUCCCUAUUCCAAGUCUUAUGGUCACUGGCAAACGUACAUAGAAAAAGUAUUAGGUACAAAUGAUAAUCAUUGACCUGGGCUAUGUAUAUCUAUAUGUUCCUAUUGGAUGGUACUGUGUAUAAUAACACGUGUGUUUUGCUAUUUUUGCAGUCUGGGAAAAUACACCAUGGAGAGGAUCAUCAUUGAGAGCAUUGUCCGAGGAGACCAGGAUAGUGUCCGGCUCUACCUGCAGAGGUAUAACACCCAGUAUGCUGAGUGCUUCUUUUUUAACAGUGAGGAGCAGGAGAGAAAAAAGCAACAAGAGCUGGAAGAAUUCAGGAAGAACAAAACCAGGGAAUGUGUUCCUGAUUCUGACAUGGAUUCUGACGACGAAGAGCCAGAUCUUCUUCUCCGACAGCAUCUUACUGCAGCCCUGAUGAGUUUUAUCAGCGGUCAGCUUCAACCAUCAGUAUUAGGAGUGUGCCUGCAAACGCUGCGUAUCCUGUCCCGCGAUAGACGGGGCCUAGGACCAAUGGUCACUGAUGGUGCGCUGACCACAUUGGCAGGCCUGGGAGGGAUCCGCUUACAGGCUUGUCUACAGCAGCAGGAAAAAGCUACAGAUGGCUCAGAUAGAAAGCAUAGUCAAAUACAUUCUGAUGCUACUCUGGCAGCUGUUGGCUCUGUGGUCCCAGUUUCAUUGGAGGAAGCCUGUACAACCAAUACUUACCAAUUCACAAGUGAAGAGGAUGAUGAACAUCUGGAAGAAGACGAGGAGGUGUGCAGGAAGGAGGCUUUGAAAGCCUUGUGUAACGUUAUCUACAACAGCCCCAGGGCACAGGAAAGAGCCAGUGCACUGAGAUUUCUGCAAGGUGUUUGGGAUAGUGUGAAGCAGGGCAUCAACAGCAGCGAGCGAAACAGUGUCCAGUUCUAUAGGCUGAGACUACUGUUCUUACUGACAGCUUUGAGGCCAGAACUCAGGCUUCAGCUGCAGCAGGAGAAAGGAGUGUCAGUGCUAACCAAAGCUCUGGAGCGAUGCCUGGCAGCGAAAUGGGGUAACGGGUUUGAGGUGCUGAGUGACACGACAGCCCUUCCUCUUUCUAAGGAAACUUCCAAUGAAGUCAUUGAGAUCCUCAAAACACUUUUCAACAUCGCACACAAGUUCAACAGGCAGGAACCUGAUGAGGACGAGGCAACAAUGUAUCGUCAACUAGCAGCUGUGCUACGACACUGCCUCUUGCUAUCUUAUGUGGAUGAGGACUCCAAGGAGGAAAUUCAGGGGCAUACAGUAAACAUUCUAUCAGCACUGCCAUUGACAUGUCUGGACGUCCUGCUGUCUGUUCAUGUUGACAAAGCCUCCCAUCCAUGGGAAGGUGUCAACAUGGACUGUGUCCACACAUUGAUGCUGUAUAUGGAAAGACGCCUGAACAGGGGUGAGAAGCUAAAGGAGAAACUAAUUCUUGUACUCAAUCUACUGACUGAGAGCUCUCGGGUGCACAGGGAGACACGCCACUAUUUGCGGCAACAGAUCUUGCCUCCCUUGAGAGAUGUUGCUAUCCGUCCAGAGCAGGACCCCACACUGAGAGGGCAGCUGGUCCGCCUGAUGACCCAUGUUGACACAGAUGUGAAGCACUGCGCUGCUGAGCUGCUGUUUGUGCUCUGCAAGGAGAACGUUAGCCGCUUUGUCAAGUACACGGGUUACGGAAAUGCUGCUGGUCUUCUGGCGGCUCGCGGGCUGCUAAAUGGGAGAAGGCAUUCCGGUGACUUCCAGCACACAACCCAAUACUCCAGCGAUUCUGACUCAGACACAGAAGAGUACCGCGAGGCCAAAGCCAGGAUUAACCUGGUGACGGGUCGGGUGGAGGCAGAGCAGCCUGACCCGAUGGAGGGCAUGACAGAGGAGGAGAAGGAGGAGGAGGCCUGUCGCCUCAUCAGCAUGAUAAACCGACUAUCAAGAAAUAACAUCAUUCAGCCAAUGGCAAUGACAGUGGAUGGGAGACUUGCUACGCUGCACAGACAAAUGAAAGAGUGCACAUUGCAAGAAGAAGAUGAAGAUGAGGGUGAAGAUAUGGAUAUGAUGCCAGAGGCGAGGGAAGAAGACAAAGACAUGGAGUAACAUAUUUUUUAAUCGGUUGUUAUAGAUGCAAUUGACUGACAAACAUAUAAACAUUUCACAGUGAUCACUCACUUUUUCGCGCUUCAAACUUCGCACCCUCAGUCCAUCGCGGAUUUCUUUUUUUAUUUUUAUUUUUU